CUGCCAUGAAGUGUUGUACACAACGUUCAUUCACUCUCGGGAGCCUACGACCAUUGAUGGUCACAGCCACACAGCAUAGGAUGUUGGAGAAAAUUAUAUUACCUUGUCUUUUAGCUUGGAACUAUACUGAUUUCGGCACAAAAAAAAUAGAGUAUUUUUUAAAUUGCUUUUUUAAUACGGUCGGUGCGUAAACGGAUAUGUAUUUGUCACUACAGUUCCACAUGUGACAGCCGCAUUAUGCUCGACUCAUCUCUCAACUUUAGGCUGCGGAGGAAAGGCUGGACCGUGGUUGUAGUUUUAGGUGUUAUUAAUCUCUUAGUGGUUUUAUUUAAUUUAAUGGGUUACUCGAAUGGGUUGUCAGCAAACAAACAAAUAAAGACACAGACGCGAAUUGAAACAGCUUUUAUUACCGUGACACUUCCACCGCAAGAUAAUGGACAACACGACCUUAAUAACAGCGUUGUAAUAUUGCGAACUCCGAAGUUUAAGGAUAUACAUUUACCCAAUACAGCUACUACAACAACUACUAACACUACUUCUACUACAACUUUGUGGAAUAAGUUUGAAAAAUGUUCUGAUCCGUCUCCUCAUCUGGUGGGGCCUCUCAAGGUGGAGUUCUCUACGCCUGUCAGCUUGGACACAGUGAGGAAGGAGAACCCAGGUCUGCAGGGAGGAGGUCGCUACAAACCACAAGACUGCGCCGCCCUCCAAAAGGUUGCUCUAAUCAUCCCCUUCCGCCAUCGCGACGAUCACCUCAAGUUCUGGCUCUACUACCUCCAUCCCAUCCUUCAGCGCCAACAGCUGGACUACGGCGUCUACGUCAUCAAUCAGCAAUCCUUCACCCUCGCUUCCUACAGAAAAUGUAAGAGGGAUGAAAGAAGAGGAAACGUAAAUGAUGGAGACGACACAUUCAACAGGGCCAAGCUGAUGAACAUUGGCUAUGCUGAGGCCCUGAAAGAGUAUGACUACGACUGCUUUGUGUUCAGUGACGUGGACAUCAUCCCCAUGGAUGACCGCAACCCCUACAAAUGCUUCAGCCAGCCCAGACACCUGUCUGUCUCCAUGGACAAGUUUGGCUUCAAGUUGCCCUAUAACCAGUACUUUGGCGGUGUCUCAGCGUUAAGUAAGGAGCAGUUCCUGGAAAUCAACGGCUUUCCCAACAACUACUGGGGCUGGGGUGGUGAAGAUGAUGACAUUUUCAACAGGUUGAGCUCCAGAGGAAUGUCCAUCUCUCGUCCAGAUGGCGAGGUCGGAAAAUGCCGGAUGAUCCGUCACGAGAGAGACAAACUGAACGACCCAAAUCCUCAGAGGUUUGACAGAAUACAACGCACGAGACUGACGAUAAAUACAGAUGGGAUCAGCUCUCUCAAGUACAAAGUCGUCAAAGUGGAAAAGGAUGCUCUGUUCACGAAAAUCACAGUAGAUGUGGGGAAACCUUAGUGAAAGUGGAUAAAUGUUAGUAGUUAUUUUGCACAUCACUUAUCACAAGGUGGAGGACAGAGAAAGCACAGCGGAACCAUGGAAUGCAGUACUGAGAAUACUCUGAAUUCUCCGGAAUGCGUGUAUUUAUUGUGGAAACAAAUGGACAGCACUUGGAUGAAUGGGAUGGCACAACAAGACCUCAUAAAUAUCAGAGUGGAUCAAAAUGUUUGAUCAACAUGUUUGACUUCUAAUGGCAGGCCACAAGGGAAGGGGCGUGGGACGAAGAAGUUAUUUUGUAUGUCAUUUGUAAUGAGUUGUCUUUGUGUAAUUCUGUAAGGGAGAACUACUUGGUUUAUAUGUGUAUAUAAGUUGUAUACCUUUGCAUAUAGUUAAUACAUAUUUUAUAUAUUGUUUCUUUCAUUUUCGGCUAAGAUAUUUGAGAUGAUUAUGGGUUUAAUAUAUUUUGCGGAAAUGUUUCCCAUGUUUGAAACUGUGUGAAAGGUCUUAAUCACAAUCUAAAAGCAACGAUUGGUUUGGUUACUUAUAUAUAUUUCUAAAAACA
Messenger RNA from Oncorhynchus tshawytscha (Chinook salmon), 1984 nucleotides. RefSeq names its product beta-1,4-galactosyltransferase 1. The transcript is spliced from 7 exons. Gene Ontology annotation, biological process: protein N-linked glycosylation; carbohydrate metabolic process. The record is from RefSeq and is a predicted model, not a curated record. NCBI's taxonomy places the organism in Eukaryota, Metazoa, Chordata, Actinopteri, Salmoniformes, Salmonidae. Bases 238 to 1440 code for a protein of 400 amino acids. Gene Ontology annotation, molecular function: cytoskeletal protein binding; beta-N-acetylglucosaminylglycopeptide beta-1,4-galactosyltransferase activity.